This is a messenger RNA of Daphnia pulex (common water flea), 789 nucleotides long. RefSeq lists its product as uncharacterized. Gene Ontology annotation, molecular function: nucleic acid binding. The coding region runs from base 1 to 789 and encodes 262 amino acids. NCBI's taxonomy places the organism in Eukaryota, Metazoa, Arthropoda, Branchiopoda, Diplostraca, Daphniidae. The transcript has a single exon. The record is from RefSeq and is a predicted model, not a curated record.
AUGCAGCGCUACGCGUUUACGGCGAGGUGGAUUCCGGGAAAAGAGAAUCUUGACUCAGACGCGUUGAGCAGGGCCCCCAUCGCAGCAGCAACUGCUCAGGACGAGCUGGCCGAAGGAGCGUCUUUCGUUCCCCCCAGGAUCACUCUGCUGUGUGCCAUUGACGGGUCGGAUCCGACGGUCAUCGAUCCUGUUUUAGAAAGAGUGAAAGCUGCCGCCGCCACAGACCCAGUCAUGAAGGAGCUCCGUGAAGUGAUUCUCAACGGCUUUCCGAACGAAAAGUGCAACCUUUCGCUGGCCCUUCGACCCUUUUGGUGCGUCCGGCAUGAUCUAGCCAUCGACGGUGAAGAUGGAAUGAUCGUCAUGGGAGCCCGAGUCGUCAUUCUGAAGGCGCUGCAAAGUGAUUUACUGCGCGACUUACUUAAAAUGCACCAAGGCACCACCAAACUGCGGCAACGGGCACGACUGUCCGUCUUUUGGCCCAACAUGGAUGCCGAAAUCGUGAGCCUCGCCGGCGCAUGCGAAAAAUGCACCUCUCGCCUUCCAUCACAUCCGCCGGAACCACUUCGACCUCACGAGCCAGCUUCGCGACCUUUUGAGCAGAUUCACGCAGUCCUCUGCCAGCUCAACGGUCGUCAUUUUCUCAUCCAAGUCGAUGCAUUCAGCGGCUGGCCUCACGUUGCUUAUUUUCCGGACGCCCGCAUUUCCGCCAAGAAGGUCAUCAAUGCCGCUCGGGAGCUGUUCAUCAAUGUCGGUGUGCCGGUCCAAAACUGGUCAGACGGUGGCCCUUAA